Hibiscus syriacus is the source of this 589-nucleotide messenger RNA. Its product is annotated as probable 2-oxoglutarate-dependent dioxygenase AOP1.2. The coding region runs from base 38 to 418 and encodes 126 amino acids. The transcript has a single exon. NCBI's taxonomy places the organism in Eukaryota, Viridiplantae, Streptophyta, Magnoliopsida, Malvales, Malvaceae. The record is from RefSeq and is a predicted model, not a curated record.
CUGUUCACAAACCUCCUUUGUGCUUUGCAGGACGGAAAUGGGCGCAAAAUCGCCUUGGAAGCUUCCGGCCAUCGAUUUCACGAAGCCGGAACUAAAACCGGGCACCGAUCAGUGGGAUUCAGUGAAGGGCCAAGUCGAACAAGCCCUUCAAGAGUUCGGUUGCUUCGAGGCUUUGCUCAACAACGUCCAUUCAGAGAUUCGGGAAACAACAUUUGGAGCCGCGGAAGAGCUUUUUGAUCUUCCCCUGGAAAUCAAAAGUCGCAAUGUUUCCAAACAGCCUUACUAUGGUUAUAUUGGCCAAGACCUUAGAAUACCAUUCUUCGAGGGCAUUGUCUUUGAUGAUGCACAGAUUCUUGAAAACGGUGAAGCCCAGACUCGUACGUUUUGGCCUCAAGGAAAUCCAAGUUUCAGGUUCUAAACUUAAUAGUUUUCCUGUAAUUUCUGCUUCUGCUCUUGAUAAAUCUUAAAACUGCGUAUGUGUUCGUAUGUAUUGACAGCAAAACUAUACAAUCCUUCGCAAAUGGGUUAACGGAGUUGAUUCAUAUGAUAAGAAGAAUGAUAUUAGAGAUUUUCCAAGUGGAAAAUUACA